This is a messenger RNA of Sardina pilchardus (European sardine), 2003 nucleotides long. RefSeq names its product transmembrane protein 182-like. The record is from RefSeq and is a predicted model, not a curated record. NCBI's taxonomy places the organism in Eukaryota, Metazoa, Chordata, Actinopteri, Clupeiformes, Clupeidae. Gene Ontology annotation, cellular component: membrane. The coding region runs from base 1 to 912 and encodes 303 amino acids. The transcript has 5 exons.
AUGAAGACCGGGGUGGCUGCCUUGGUCGGGGGCAUCGUGGGGGGGCUGGGGGUUCUCUGCUUCCUCGUGGCUUUCGGCACGGAUUACUGGCUCCUGGCGAGCGACGACUGUGGCCACCACACUCACUACCCCACGUUACCGGGGACUACGACAGCAACAGCAACAACAGCAGCAGCAACGACAAUACCACCGCCAACAACGACACCACCACUACCAACAACACCACCACCAGACAACACCACCACAACACCACCCAACACCACCGAUGCCGCCACUGAUCCCUCUGUCCUCGUGGCCAACGCUACUCUGGCCAACAUCUCAGAGGCGAGAGCUCGGCGGUCUGUAGAGGAGGUGACUGCAGCGCCCAGUUUAGUUUUCCACCAUGAGGGUUUCUUCUGGCGCUGUGUGUUCGAAGCAGAGGCCUCGACCCAUGCGAUCCUCGCUGUGCUUUUCACUAAUCAGCCAGCCUCCAAAUUCUGUAUCCAUGGAUACCUUUUCCCGCUCCCGGUUGCUGUGGGGCCAAUUCCUCAUCCCAUGUAUGAUAAUACUGCAGUGUUCCGAGGCUUCUGGACGGUGUUCAUCAUCCUGGCGCUGGUGGCUGGGCUGGUGGGGGGCUUCCUGCUGGUCUGCGCUGUGCCCUUCACCAGCCACAAGCUCUACAGGCUGGGAGGCAUCUUCCUCAUUACCGCAGCCUGUCUCUUCCUGCUCCUGGUGGUGCUGUUCGUCCUGUGGAAGGAGCUGGUGGACAUGCGCGGCUACAUCCUCCAGGACAGGGGGCACGACUGCCCCGACGUCCAGCCCGAGGCCCACUACGGCUGGUCCUUCAUGGUGGCGGCGGCCGGCAUCCCCCUGGCCCUCCUCUCCGGCUUGCUCUUCUUCGCCACGGGAGUCCAUCUACAGAGGGCAAAAUGAAAUUAGCACAGCUUCUCUGACAAUAGCACAUAGUACGAUUUUUAAUACCAUACAAAUGUGUGUGUGUGUGUGUGUGUGUGUGUGUGUGUGUGUGUGUGUGUGUUUUUUACAAGUUGUCCUUACAAGUAUAGGGAGAGAAAUAUAACAAGUGGGGGAAUACUGGGGCAAUGCUUGGGAGACUGUAGCGCUAAUUAUUUUGCGUCCAAAUUCCACUGGACUCCACUGGAGUUGUUUGGCAGCAAGAUGGCUUGAUUGAAAUGAGACCUAAGAGAGAGAGAGAGAGAGAGAAAGAGACACACACAGGAGGGGACUGAGCUGAGAUGACAGAGAGUGCCCUGCAGAAGAGACUCGGUGUUAUGUAAGAACGUGCGACACACACACACACAAGGGGCCCGGGAACAAAGACACCAUGUUGCUGCGUCUCUGAGUUUUUCCUGUUGCUGAGCCCAUUCAAAAACCAACAAUAGACAUUCUGUAUUAGAGGCACACUUAGCUCAGUUGGGAUAUGACUCUGCACAACGUCUGGCCAUUCAGAACCAAAGCACAUUGUUUACGUUCCUCUUGGGUUCUUGAAAUAUUCUACACGGAACAUUAAGCAAACUGUUUGUUGAAAGGGGAAAAAAAAUCACUCAGAGCCUACUACAGUCCUUUGGGUAAAAAGAAAAUAUGACAGAAUUCUAUAGAAAGUGAAUGUUGUGAUCUGCACUCCAAUGACCUCUUUAUGAUUGGCAUGUCCCCUGGAAAACAAUCUCUGAAAUCUGUGUUUUCGUUGGCUUAAAUGCACUUUUUUGGAAUACACCGUAGAUGCAUAUGGGAGGAAAUACAACACAAAAUGGAGUAUUAACAUUUGUUACUAUGGAAUACAAUGGGUUACACUGUUUGUCAUGAAAACAAACUCCAUUAUUUUCAUGAUGUUAUAUUACAACUAUGAUAAUUGCCAUUCUUUCUAAGGUGGAUUGAUCGCUGUGUAAACUGAUUAGUUAGUCAUUCAAAUGUUGUCUCCUUGUUAGAUUUAAUGUACUACUUAAAAUAAAAUGUUGUGCAAAAUGGGAUCUUUCUACAAUAAAGACAAUUUGCAAGGUAAACUUGGA